Perca fluviatilis (European perch) is the source of this 4588-nucleotide messenger RNA. RefSeq lists its product as uncharacterized. The coding region runs from base 126 to 3320 and encodes 1064 amino acids. Gene Ontology annotation, biological process: protein ubiquitination. The transcript is spliced from 25 exons. The record is from RefSeq and is a predicted model, not a curated record. Lineage: Eukaryota; Metazoa; Chordata; Actinopteri; Perciformes; Percidae. Gene Ontology annotation, molecular function: ubiquitin-protein transferase activity; protein binding.
GUAAUCCCCAUAGCCACAUUCACUUAGGUUUCGUUUUCCUCAAAGCAGCCACACAGAGCUAGAAUAUAUGCUGGAAAGAGAAACUAAAAGGCACAACUGUUGCACUUCAUCUUCAACACAGCAAGAUGGAUGCAAUAUUCAACUUACUUGAGCAGCACAGACUGGACUCUUACUACUUUAAAUUUGUUGAGUUUGGUGUGAAGGAUGAAAGAGAUUUCAUUGAUGGUGUAACAGAUGAAGACUUGAACAACAUCGGAUUAAGUCAGGUGGAAAGGAAUCGUUUUUCAGCCAUGAAAGACAACAUUCGCAGACUUAGAGCUCCAGCGGCUGCAGUGUCUGUGAAGAAGUCAUUGGAGUCCUUCUGUCUGCAGUACACAUACCCCAAAUGCCCUGAACCAAAAUAUAUCAGAGAUAUGGAUCCUGCACAAAAUACAGUGGAAGAUCUGAUGUUGAGGAUCUGUCACAUGGAAAGUGUAAAUCAAUCCAAAGGGGUCUGUCUCUACACAGUGGAUGGAAUGCCUUUGACAGAUGAUCCCUUCUUCAACACAUGGUCUUUAAAAGACAGACAUAUUGAAAAUAAGGAUGUAAUCUAUGCCAUAUUCACGCCAAAGGAAAACCUGAGAGCAGCUCCUCACAUGCUGAUGCGAGAGGUUACUGAAACCUACGGGACUGAUAAAGUUCGAUGCCACAUCAUGCUCAAGGGAGACUUUGAGGUGACGGUGAAUUUGGCAAGCGACACAAUAGCUAAUUUGAAGAACAAGCUCGCCAAUGAAAGUGGAAUCCCAGGACAUGUUCUUCAUUACAAAGGCGGACACGGUAGUGGCGACACAUUGGAAAGUUGUGGAAUCUCAGAUGGGUCGACAGUGCACUUCUCCCUGUCCACAUUUCCUGAUGACGUUCCAGACCACAAAACAUUCUUCAUCGAUGAUGUUGUGCCCUCAGUGCAACAAACCACUAAAGGAAUCAGUGUUUUCUUGUCUUCACUUUAUAUCGUUAAAAAAAGGGGUCUAGGAGUUGGAUUCAAAAAUCUGAUUGCAUACGUACGAAAACUGACUGGAUGUAACCCUCUGGCCCAAAGUUUGUGUCAGUUAACCUGGAGGAAUGAGGUCAUAUCCAGGAAUCAGAAGAUCGCAGUGGUUGAAGGCUUGUACAUGCUCUUUAGAGAGCUUUUGCCCACGCUUGGAACAAAACGUGGAGACAAGAUCAUUGAUGACCUUGAUGUCUUUGAGUAUUCAACAUACUGCUGGGCACACCUCUUAUCUGAAGCAAAGAAAGAAACGUCAGACCAUGAGAACUACGCACCAUUUUCUCUGAUGUCUGAAGAAGGCAGCCGUUUCUGUGAUCCAGUAACUGUACCUGGAACACCAGGUGUUUUUGAAAGAGCAGUUGUACUUAAAAAAAUCAAAGAUGGCGAGAAGAUUCCAAACUGCCCUGAAGUAGUUUUGAGAGAAACAUCCCUCACCAGAGCCACUGACAUUGAGAGGAUUUUGCUCAGUGUUCAUCCAUCAAUUAAAACAUAUCAUCUCUGGAUAUCUCAUGACAGUGUGACUGGUCAGAACUUUCACAUAAAUACUGAGAAGACAUUUGGAGACAUGGCAGAGGAAUUGAAAACUUUUCCUCAACUUACUGUCACUCCACCACUGCUUCUGAAGGGACUGGGUUUGGAUGAUGUACAACUGGUUUACCUGAGUAAAGACAACCUUGGUGUCUAUUUGUAUAAAAAUAAGGCAUCUCCUACAAUGAUCGAAGUGCAUGAUUGUCUGGCUGGCAAAACAAAAACUAUGGAUGUGGAUGUGUUAGCAACUAUAACUGGUGACCAUAGGGAUGAUUCUUCAUUUGUCACAACCAGGACUCCAAAAGAGGCUAUACUGGUGAUGGUAGAUACAAGUUCAUCCAUGACAGAGAAUUGCUAUGGAAGUGUGGACAUACAGAAAAUCCAUGCUGUUAAAGAGCUUUUUGACAACUUUGCAACACGGACCAUGGCUUAUGACUUCCAUCAUGUCAUUGGCCUUGUGAAGUUUGACUCUACAGUGAACACUCUCCACACAUUUACAGAAUCACUUGAGAAGUUCAAGGAACAAGUGCGCACCCUUAAGGCAAACGGACAAACUAAGCUGUACGAUGCCCUGCAACAUGGAAUGCUUGAGUUGGACAAAGCAAAGAAGUUUCCAGACUGUAAACUUCGGAUUAUUUGCCUCACAGAUGGAAAUGAUGUUGGAUCUUUAAACAAGCCUGAUGUUGUUACUGCCAACUUGAUAAAAUCCAACAUCAUUGUGGAUUCAAUUCUUCUUGGAAAAGUGGAGAACAAUAUUCUCUGUGGAAUCAGCAAUGCAACAGGGGGUUGCUGUUUCAAACCCGAGACGAGCAAAGAUGGUCUGAAGCUUUUUGAGAUCGAGACUGUUCUCUCUUUGGAGUUGAGGAAACCCAAGAACAAAGCUGACCCAUCUUCCAUCACUACAAGUUUUUUAACAACCAUCUCUGCUACUCAUGGGUAUGAUGGAUUUCCAGAGACCGUCUUACCAAGUCAGAUGAGCAGUAAAGUGACAGUAACAGAGAGUGCUCUGAAAAAGAAGAUGCGGGACGCCAAAAUUGGGAAAUUGAUGGAAAAGGACAAACGUAUCCUGGAGGAGCUGAGGAGCCUGCAUUGUGACCCACACCCCUACUUCACUAUCCUCCCAUCAGAAUCUGACUUCACAUUCUGGAAGAUUCUAAUGGAUGGACCUCCUGACACAGCUUAUGAGAAAGGAGCCUUUGAGUUGUUCUGCCAGUUUGGUCCUGACUACCCAGUGAAGCCUCCACUUGUUCGCUUUGUCACACGUGUGUACCACUGUAACAUCAACAGUGUUGGGCGCAUCUGCCACAACAUAUUUGACCGGAACUACAAUGCCCAAAUCACUAUGAGAGAUAUCCUCAAUGCUGUAUAUGGACUGCUCAUCAUGCCUGAGCCUGAUGAUCCACUGGACAGCAUUCUGGCUGAGGAAUUCAUGACCAGCCGUGAGACGUAUGAAAAGGAGGCCAAAAAACACACGGAGGAAAGUGCCUCUCAAUCACGGGAUGAUAUGGAGAAGAAAUUGGUGGAUCCUGGGAAGCAGCUUGUACCCCAACAUCUAAUCUGUUCAUUCACCAAAAAGAUGUUUGUUGAACCAGUGAUAACAAAAAACGGAAACGUGUACGAACGGAAGGCCAUUGAAGAAUACCUCAAAACAAACAAACAUGAUCCAAAGGGUGACCCAGAAGAUUUGCUCACCGUAGCUGAUCUCAAACCAGCCAAUGACAUGAAGAAAAUGGUGAAGGAACAGCGUUCGAGACAACUUCAGUAAAAGUAGCAAGAAGUUGGAGCUACAGCUGUUGUGUUUUAUAUCAGUUUUACAGUAAAUAUGCCAGUCAAAUAUGGAUAGUUCAUGUUGUCCAUUUGUCACAUUUUAUAAUCACAUUUACAUGUUUAGUAAUUGAGAAAAUGUGCAUGCAAUAUUUUAAAUGUUUCACUUUUAAUUACUACAUAUAUGCUUGGAGUUAUACACAAGAAUAGUAUAGUUAUGACAAAGUCAUCAUACGACUUUGAACUUUUUUCUCGUCACAUUUGAAUGAAUGACGUAGAAAAUCGCCAAUUUGAAUUAAAAUUGAAGAAGUUGCAAGUGCACUUACCCAAAAAUAAGCUGCACAAUGUCAGAUCAAAUAAGCUUUGGUGUUUUUAAAGUUAAAUCAAUCCUAUAGUAUAAUUUAAUAUAUUAUGUCUUCAAUAAUUUACAGCCCAUUUUUAUUACUUUACAUUUAAGGUCAGAAAAGGAAUGCUCUACUACCAAAGGCUGCAGAAUUUGUAAUCUGCUUUCAUUGUGAAAUUGAUCAACAGGUCUUUUAAUACAAAGACGGCAAUUUUCUGAUGCUGUCAGAAAAUUCUGUCACCAUAGCAAUACACAGACCUGUUUUUUUUUCUAACUCAACAACUGUUCAAUCAUAUUGUAAACUCUAUAUUAAUAAUCCUUUAACCUGAAUGGCAAAAUAACCUUUUUUUACAUAGGAUGUGGUGGAAACUUUUUCAACUAGAAGCCUUACAAUGAAAUCAAAUUCCUUUUCAUGUCGUGUCUUAAACACAUAUUCUCUAUUUUUACUCUCGCUGUUUUCUGUUGAUUGCUACUGUUAAGUUUUUAUUGUUAACUACAAAAAACAGGGAUCUUUAUUGUUGAUCAUGCAUAAGCAGGCACAUUUGCAUCAUACUUUUAAUGUUUGUGGGAUAAAAAUCAUACCUGCCAACACUCUCGAUAUAUGCAGUAGUCUACUUGCUUUUAACCUUUUCUCCUGCCCUGCCCCUGAUUGGUAAUUUGUCCCGCUAAUCUCCUGAUUUCAUUGUGAUAUGACUCAAAUGGGUGUUUCACAGUUUCUGUAAUAUGUCCAGACUGUAGGAUAUGUAACUACCCCGCCUGAGGUGCCGUGCAUCACUCGUAACAUUCAAGUUUCCAUUCGAGUCAAGAGUCAACUGAACUAAAAAUGGAUCAAACUCUUUUUCACAGCCCAAUGUUGGCAAGUAUGAUAGAAAUGUGUUUUUUUGUUUGUUGUUUUUUGGUGAAAUUAAAGUAAAUGAGAAAAGUUA